Myxocyprinus asiaticus (Chinese sucker) is the source of this 5231-nucleotide messenger RNA. Its product is annotated as rabankyrin-5-like. The record is from RefSeq and is a predicted model, not a curated record. Gene Ontology annotation, molecular function: metal ion binding; protein binding. Bases 1778 to 5215 code for a protein of 1145 amino acids. Lineage: Eukaryota; Metazoa; Chordata; Actinopteri; Cypriniformes; Catostomidae. The transcript has 25 exons.
UUCAUGUGUGUUCAGCAGAAGAAAGAAAGUCAUACACAUCGGAGAUGGCAUGAGGGUGGGUAAAUGAUGAGAGAAUUUUCAUUUUUGGGUGAACUAUUCCUUUAAGGAGUUCCUAGACUAGCUCUCUCAACUCUUGAGCUAAUGUGGAACAAAGGCAAAGUGUUGCCUCAGCAUUCAGGGGAGACACAUUCAGGAAUAAAUUCAGAGGGAAGAGGAAGCAAGCGGCUUUGAAUGUACAUUAAGCUGUGAAAUCCUCUAGUUACUCAUCCAAGACAAAGGAAAAAUGACCACCGUCAUUAUGCAGUUUAAGUUGUUGCAUUAACGAUUGAGUGAAUUAGGCUCCUCCUGAGAGGAUACAAACUAUUGGGUUUGUGGUUAUCAUGAAUCGGACCCUGUUAAAAUAACUUGGAAUGUGUGAAGCUCUCAUGUCCACGAAAUGCUUCUCUUCUCAUAAGCAGUGUGUGUGUGUGCGUGCACAUGCUCAAAGUGCCCUUUUGCUUUCCUUUAUCUGUGUCAGCAGAUUUGCUUUUUUUUAUGUUCAUGUGAAAUACAUAUUUGUCUCACUUCCUUUUACAUGGCAUUUCCUACUUCUUCACUUCCCUUUUGCUUCAUAAUGUUUUGAUUCAUAAGUUUUUUCCUUUCUUGUCCACCUUUUGCCCAACUCUUUUACCUCUCAUUCUAUCCACCUUUUUCACAGGCAGCAAAAUUACCCAUUAUGCUUAGCGCGUUCUUCCAAUGCGGAUGCAACAGACUUCCGCUUCGCAACUUAUUCCCAUUACCAAGCACUAUAAUAUCACUAACAACAGUCAAAAACGGAAGAACAGUCUGUGUUUACUUAAAAGUAAAUCACUUUCUCACUAAUGUCAGCGUAUGGACAUUAGGUUUCGACGGCAACCCUGAAUAGAUGAGAACACAAUCACACACACAUUUGCAUGGAAAAGUUACUGGACUCUAACACUCUCUGCACGCACCCUGUAUGUGUGUGUGUGAAAGAGAGAGAGAGACAGACAAACAGCAUGCAGAGAGAGCGAGAGAAUCCACUAAUAUGAUGCGCUAGAUUUCAUUGCGUUUCUUGUUGUGCACUUAAAUAUAAAAACAGCCAAAUCCCGGACAUUUAGGGAAUCUAGAAAUCCAACCGGAUGCUUUAUUAAGGUUCGAAAAAGAGGGUGUAUGGUCAUCAUAGGUUCCAUUUAAAAAAAUCUUCCGAUUUAUGGCAUUUUUUCUGCAUUAACAAUUACCGCCUUCUCACGCACUCUGUCUCUACCUCAUUCACAUACACUCACAGCAUGAUAUAUCAACCUCGUAAAGAUGAUUAAUAAAAAAACAACAACAAGGAGCUUGGUUUAAAUGUUUUUCAUCUUUAUCUUCCAAAAUGACGGACUUCAUUUCGAAUUAUCUGUCAAUGUUUUAAAAAAUAGGCAAGUGACAGAGAAUUAAUUUUAUGCAACCUCUGAUUACAUCAUCUGGUUUGACUUGAAAUGUUUCAGCAUUGGCAGCUUUUGUGGGGGCUUAUUUUUGUGACAUUCAUUUUACAGUAGUUUUUAAGCCACCUGUAGUUGUUAUAACGCCCUAUAACAGCGCAUAUUCAUCCAGAACCUCCGCUGCUCGCAAUCACCUGUAACGUUAGUCUAGCUGAUAACAACAACUAAGCGGAAGUGUGGAGCAUCCGAGAGGAAGUCUCUCGCCGUAAUGGCGCCGCCCAUGGAGAAGUCAGGAAAAAGAGGAGGUGCAGAAAUUGCAGAAGCACCUUGCUCUGCUCAGGCAGGAGUAUGUGAAGAUGCAACAGAAGCUGGUGGAGACGGAGAGGCGGUGCUCCAUGCUGGCUGCCCAGGCCUCUCUCCCCGGCUCCGCCUCCCAGGCCAGUGAGUCCUUCAUCAGCCGCCUGCUGGCCAUCGUGGCUGACCUCUUCCAGCAAGAACAGUACAGUGAUCUAAAGGUGAAGAUUGGCGAACAGAAGCUCAGUGCUCAUAAAUUCGUGCUGGCUGCCCGGAGUGAAAUCUGGAGUUUAGUCAACCUGGCCUCCACCUCAGAACUGGAUCUCUCAGAGGCUAAACCAGAGGUUGCCAUGGCAAUGCUGCGCUGGGCAUAUACGGAUGAUCUUGAGUUAAGUGAGAACGAUGGCUUCCUUAUCGAUCUGAUGAAGUUAGCCAACCGCUUCCAGCUCCAUCUGCUACGAGAAAGAUGUGAGAAAGGAGUGAUGUCAUCAGUUAACGUGAGGAACUGCAUCAGGUUCUACCAGACAGCCGAAGAGUUGGACGCCACAACAUUGAUGAACUAUUGUGGAGAGAUUAUUGCCAGUCACUGGGAUGACUUGCGGAAAGAGGACUUCAGUACUAUGGAUGCUCAGCUGCUCUAUAAGAUGAUCAAGUCCAAGACAGAGUACCCCCUUCACAAAGCUAUUAAAGUGGAAAGGGAAGAUGUGGUAUUCCUUUAUCUAAUAGAGAUGGAUGCACAGUUACCAGGAAAGCUGAAUGAGGUGGACAAUAAUGGAGACUUGGCACUGGAUUUGGCUCUGUCCAAGAAGCUGGAGAGCAUUGCCACCACACUGUUUAACAACAAAGCAGAUGUAGACAUGGUGGACCAGAGUGGCUGGAGUCUUCUUCACAAAGCCAUCCAGAGAGGAGAUGAAUUUGCCUCCACUUUUCUUAUCCGACACUCAGCGCAGGUAAAUGCUGCAACAGUGGGAGCAGUAGAGACACCUCUGCACCUUGUCUGUUCCUUCAGCCCUAAGAAACACAGUAGUGAGGUUAUGGCUGGCAUGGCCCACAUUACUGAGGCUCUGCUCAAAGCUGGUGCCAACCCAAACAUGCAAAACAGCAAAGGACGAACGCCAUUACAUGAGGCUGUGGUGUCUGGAAAUGAGCCAGUCUUUAACCAGCUGCUGCAAUGCAAACAGCUUGACCUGGUGCUGAAGGAUCAUGAAGGCAGCACUGCAUUGUGGCUGGCAUUGCAGUACAUCACUGUGGCCGCUGACCCCUCAGUGAACCCCUUUGAGGAUGAGGCCCCUGUUGUAAAUGGAACCUCAUUUGAUGAGAACAGCUUUGCAGCACGGCUCAUACAGAGAGGGAGCAAUCCUGAUGCACCAGACUCCAACGGGAAUUGCCUCAUGCAGAGAGCAGCUAUUGCAGGAAGUGAAGCAGCCUCUAUCUUCCUGGCCACACAUGGAGCUAAAGUGAAUCACACCAACAAAUGGGGUGAAACCCCACUUCAUACGGCUUGUCGCUGUGGGCUGGCAGGGUUGACAGCAGAGUUGCUCCAGCAGGGGGCAAAUCCUAACAUGCAAACCCACAGCACCCUGCCUGAAGGAGAUGAGAGCAGCCAGGGUGUUUCCCUACAGAGCCCGCUCCACCUGGCCAUCAUUCACAACCACCCAGACGUGGUGUCAGUUAUAUUAGAGCAGAAAGCCAAUGCUCUACAUGCUACUAACAACCUGCAGAUCAUCCCAGACUUCAAUCUGAAAGAUUCAAUGGAUCAGACUGUCCUGGGCCUUGCACUCUGGACUGGUAUGCACACUAUUGCUGCACAGCUCCUGGGGUCUGGAGCAGCCAUUAAUGACACCAUGUCUGAUGGACAGACUCUGCUGCACAUGGCCAUCAAGAGACAGGACAGCAAGAGUGCCCUCUUUCUGCUGGAGCACCAGGCCGACAUCAACAUCAGGACACAGGAGGGGCAAACGGCCCUGCAGUUGGCCAUCAGCAACCAGCUCCCACUGGUGGUGGACGCCAUCUGCACAAGAGGAGCCGACAUGUCAGUGGUGGAUGAGAAGGGAGAUCCUCCACUCUGGCUAGCUCUGGAGAACGGUUUGGAGGACAUCGCGUCUACACUGGUCAGGCAUGGUUGUGAUGCAACGUGUUGGAGUUCAGGGCCUGGAGGCUGUCAGCAGACUCUUCUCCACCGAGCCAUCGAUGAGAACAAUGAGGUCACUUCCUGCUUCCUUAUACGCAGUGGCUGUGAUGUAAACAGCCCCAGAAGGCCUGGCCCUAAUGGUGAGGGAGAUGAAGAGGCCAGAGACGGACAGAGCCCACUGCAUCUGGCUGCAUGCUGGGGUCUGGAGGAGGUUGCACAGUGCCUUCUGGAGUUUGGAGCCAAUGUGAACGCACAGGAUUCAGAGGGCCGUGCUCCUAUCCACAUCGCCAUCAGCAACCAGCACAGCGUCAUCAUCCAGUUGCUCAUCUCACACCCUGAGAUCCGCCUGAACAUCCGAGACCGACAAGGCAUGACGCCGUUUGCCUGUGCCAUGACCCACAAGAACAACAAGGCUGCCGAAGCCAUCCUCAAGAGAGAGUCUGGCGCUGCUGAACAGGUGGACAACAAAGGUCGUAACUUCCUGCAUCUAGCUGUGCAGAACUCAGACAUUGAGAGUGUGCUCUUUCUCAUUAGUGUACAGGCCAAUGUAAAUUCCAGAGUGCAGGACAGUGCCAAACUCACUCCUCUGCACCUGGCUGUGCAGGCAGGAUCUGAGAUCAUCGUCAGAAACCUGCUCCUAGCUGGUGCAAAAGUAAAUGAGCUGACCAAACAUCGUCAGACCGCGUUGCAUCUUGCUGCACAACAGGAUAUUUCCACUAUCUGCUCAGUACUAAUCGAGAACAGCGUUGACUUCGUUGCUGUCGAUGAGAAUGGAAACAAUGCUCUUCACCUGGCAGUGAUGCAGGGGCGUCUGAAUAAUGUUCGUGCUCUACUCACCGAGUCCAACAUAGAUGCAGAGGCCUACAAUCUCAGAGGCCAAUCUCCAAUGCAUGUCCUAGGCCAGUAUGGGAAAGAGAAUGCAGCAGCCAUCUUUGAGCUGUUUUUGGAUUGCAUGCCUGAAUACCCAUUGGAUAAACCCGACAAUGAGGGAAACACGGUGCUUCUGUUGGCCUACAUGAAAGGUAAUGCCAACCUGUGUCGUGCCAUCGUAAGGGCUGGAGCUCGACUCGGGGUCACUAACAACCAGUGCAUCAACAUCUUUAACUAUCAAGUUGCUACCAAGCAGCUUCUGUUCCGUCUGCUAGACAUGCUGUCCAAAGAGCCCCCUUGGUGUGAUGGAUCAAACUGCUAUGAAUGUACGACCAAAUUUGGAGUCACCACUAGAAAGCAUCACUGCCGCCAUUGUGGGCGUCUUCUCUGCCAUAAGUGCUCUAUAAAAGAGAUCCCCAUCAUCAAAUUUGACCUGAACAAACCUGUGCGCGUAUGCGACAUCUGCUUUGACGUGCUGACAUUGGGCUUUGUGUCCUAACACACCAGAGGAUAAA